Canis lupus familiaris (dog) is the source of this 1176-nucleotide messenger RNA. It is a transcript of the gene SPATA24, whose product is annotated as spermatogenesis associated 24. The transcript has 6 exons. The coding region runs from base 57 to 569 and encodes 170 amino acids. The record is from RefSeq and is a predicted model, not a curated record. Gene Ontology annotation, molecular function: DNA binding. Lineage: Eukaryota; Metazoa; Chordata; Mammalia; Carnivora; Canidae. Gene Ontology annotation, cellular component: cytoplasm; nucleus.
GCGGUUAGUGAGGCGCCUAGAGACGGCCAUUUCCAACUAGCCGGCGGGGGCAGAAGAUGGCGACGCCCCUUGGGUGGUCGCAGGGGGGGUCGGGGUCGGUGUGUCUCGCCUUCGAUCAACUGCGGGACGUGAUCGAAUCUCAGGAGGAACUGAUCCAGCAGCUGAGGAACGUGCGUCUAAGGCAGCGCCAUGCUGAAUGCAGUAAGCACAGCCCCAGGCCCUCCCUGAGCCAGGCUCUGUUGCAGAUGGUUCUCCAGGACGAAAAUUUUGUCAGUAAAGAAGAGUUCCAGGCAGUGGAAAAGAAGCUGGUGGAAGAGAAAGCUGCUCAUGCCAAGACCAAGGCCCUCCUGGCCAAGGAAGAGGAGAAGUUGCAGUUUGCCCUCGGAGAGGUUGAGGUGCUGUCUAAACAGCUGGAGAAAGAGAAGCUGGCUUUUGAAAAGGCUCUGCCUGUCAGCCUUCCCACUGUUUAUCUUCUCCACUCAGGCUCUCCAGUGUCAAGAGCAGAGCCCUGCAGGAAACCAGUAAGAAGGACCAGCUUAUCACCAAGUGCAAUGGAGCUGCCUCCUUGAAGGUAGGGGACCCUGUCUUUUCCCCUUGUGAAGCCCUAGCACAGGACUGGAUACCUCAAUAGGUCUGGUUGGAUUGAGAUGAUGAAACUAAGUGAUGUUUUUAAGUCCUAAACCCCCAGAGUGUAUCCUGUCCAUUCAUUCCCCAAAUAAAUUCAUUGUGUCCCAUCCAUGUGCCAGGUACUAUUUUAGGCCUUAGGGUUAAAGCAGUAAAUUGAAAAAAUCUUUAUCCUUGUGGAUUUCAUGGAUAUAAAUCCAACUUGGGAAGAAGAUAGGUGAGUAAAAUAUAUGGUAUGUUAGCUAUAAGUGCUAAGAAGAAAAAGAAAGCAGGAAAAAGGGAUAGAAACUACUGAGAGGGAUUGAUACUUUUAGAUUGGGAAGGGUCUUACCAAGGAGGCGAUAUUUGUAAAGAUUGGCAGGAGUUAAGGGCAGGAGCCAUUCAUCCUCCUGCCUUUGGGCAGCACUGUCCACCUCUCUGCAGGAGCCUUCGCCUGCCCUCAUGUGGGUCACCUGGUCCAGAAUAGAGUUGUGAAAUCACUGACACACAUCAGACAUUGCGCCCCUUAGCCACCAUCCUGUCAAAACUCCAUAAUAAACUCAUUCUUACUAA